CUUCAUCAUUUUGUUGUGUGUUGAGAAUGGGGAUAAUGAAAAAGCACAUGCCCCUUACUGCAAUGGUGGUUUGCCAGCUCAUAUUCACGGCCAUGUUUCUCCUCUCGAAAGCGGCCAUUUCCUCCGGGAUGAAGCCCUCCAUCUUUGUCGCCUAUCGACAGGCUGUCGCCACUCUCUUCUUGGCUCCUUUCGCCUACUUCUCUCAUAGGAAGACGUCUCCUCGACUUACACUCCCUUUGCUUUGCAAGAUUUUCAUUGUUUCCUCUUGUGGGAUGGGGCUAUCGCUGAAUCUACAAUACGCCGGGUUGAAGUACGUCUCCCCCACUUUCACUACAGUUGCCAACAAUACAGUUCCUGGAAUGGUCUUCAUCAUUGCUCUCUGCUUAAGAAUGGAGAGAGUGUCGAUGAGUGAGAAACAAGGGCUGGCCAAACUGAUGGGAUCCAUUCUGUGCCUAUCGGGAGCUAUGAUUUUCACUCUCUACAAAGGCCCUGAAUUGUACACACCAAAUGCAAAUGCAAAUGCAAAUUCACAUUCAAAUGCAUAUGCAAAUGAAGAUCCCUCAUUCUCACUUUCAUACACUAAACAACAGUCCAUUAUAGGCUCUGUCCUGGUGCUUUGUGCUUUCUUCAUUUGGGCAGUUUGGCUCAUCAUUCAGACUCCGAUUUUGAAAGAAUAUCCGGCCGCCCUGCGCCUGACCACUCUGCAAUGCGGCUUCAGCUGCGUCACCUCCGCCGCCUACGCCGCCGCCGUGGAGAGGCACGCGCCGUCGUGGAAGCUCGCCUGGAACCUCAAUCUGUUCACCCUCAUCUACUGUGGAAUUCUUGUGACGGGAGUGACGUAUUCAUUACAAGUGUGGGUGGUGGAGACGCGUGGCCCUGUCUUUACAGCCAUCUUCAGCCCUCUCUCACUCAUCUUGACUGCCAUUUUCUCUGCCCUCAUCUUCCAUGAAUCUCUUCACUGGGGAAGUGUAUUGGGAGGUAUGCUGUUGGUUUGUGGGCUGUACGGUUUCCUUUGGGGGAAAUACAGAGAGGGACAAACUGAGGUGGCACCAUCGACGGAUGGGGUUCGUUUGGAGUCCGUCGUGGUUACAUCUCAGCCGUCGGAUCAUAUUCUCCACCAGAAGAACGCUUCCAGGGCUUGAUGGGCUUAAUAAUAAUAAGUUAUUCUUUAAUUAAAAUUUGUAGUGGUGAGUUGGCCUAUGUAAACCAGACCAAUUUGGGCCGAAUCUGCCUUGGCAUGGAUUGAAAAUUUAUUGGGCCAGGCCGAUA
This is a messenger RNA of Andrographis paniculata, 1269 nucleotides long. Its product is annotated as WAT1-related protein At1g43650-like. Lineage: Eukaryota; Viridiplantae; Streptophyta; Magnoliopsida; Lamiales; Acanthaceae. The transcript has 7 exons. Gene Ontology annotation, molecular function: transmembrane transporter activity. Gene Ontology annotation, cellular component: plasma membrane. The record is from RefSeq and is a predicted model, not a curated record. Bases 27 to 1142 code for a protein of 371 amino acids.